AUGUGGUGCGCAUUUUCGGUUGUCAGACACGCCGAAUGCCUUGCCACGAUCUUGGGUGAGCCCUUUGGUACGCUGAUUCUGACGCUGGCUGUUGUCGGCAUUGAAGUGGCACUGAUCGUGGCGAUCAUGAUUUCCGGCCAGGCAGCGCCAACGAUGGCGCGGGAUACGAUGUUUUCGGUGAUUAUGAUUGUGUUGAACGGGCUGAUCGGGCUGUGCCUUCUGGCAGGUGGACUGCGGCACGGGAACCAGACAUACAAUCUUCAAGGGGCAAAUGCGUUUUUGUCCGUGCUUGUUCCCCUGGCCAUCUUCGCACUGGUGCUGCCCAGGGUCACGCAUUCCGCGCCCGGAGGUGAAUUGUCCCCGCUCCAGGCCGGUUUCGAAGUGAUAAUGUCCAUUUUGCUCUAUGGCGUUUUCCUCGCCAUGCAGACAGUGACGCAUAGUGAUAUCUUCCGUCAGCCCGAUGCGGUCGACGGUGAAGACGGCCAUCAUGGUGUGGUGGUGAGAUCGAUUCCGUUUCACGUAGCGGGGCUGUUCGGCGCCUUGAUACCCAUUAUCUUGUUGUCAAAGAAACUCGCGCUUUACGUUGAGUUCGGAAUAUCCGGAAUUGGCGCACCGUUGGCGCUGAGCGGGUUCAUCGUUGCCGCUCUGGUGCUCAUGCCCGAGGGAAUGAGUGGCUUGCAGUCGGCACUGGAAAACAAGUUGCAGCGAGCCGUGAAUAUCUGCCUCGGGGCAGCUGUUUCGACAAUCGGUCUGACGGUACCGGCCGUGCUUGUCGUCAGCUGGGUCACAGGGCAUACGCUCGAACUGGGCCUCGAAUAUGCGGAUAUUAUCCUCCUUGUCCUGACCUUGUUCGUAAGCUUGCUGACCUUCAGUACGCGGACGACCAGCUAUCUUCAGGGGGCUGUGCAUCUGGCGCUGUUUGCCGCCUAUGUGAUGAUGAUCUUCGAUUUAUCGUGA
Effrenium voratum is the source of this 957-nucleotide messenger RNA. NCBI's taxonomy places the organism in Eukaryota, Dinophyceae, Suessiales, Symbiodiniaceae. The record is from the annotation of a GenBank genome assembly.